GGGAAUGGUCGCUCGAAAGAUGGAGUAGCUUCCUUAUUCGCGGUUUUCAUACUCUUCUUCGGUAAACUCCUUAUAUGCCCUGACGACUUCUUUUGUGCAUACUGCUUAAGCUUUGGAAUGCUCGUUUCGUUGAACGUCGGUCAGUUAGCGUAUGUAUUUGCAAUAUCAUGCACUGCGUUCGGUGCAUAUUUUGUGUAUAAAGUUGGAUUAACUUCUCGAGAUGUAGCGCAGAGAAACGCACAAUUCCGCACUCUCCAGAUACAUUUCUUGUUGCCCUAUUUGCUAGUCCUUCUCGCCGAAAGUAUUCAGGCACCAUACUUGUACGUUCUCUAUCAUGUUUAUGGAUUUUUACCGAGUCAAAUCAGUGUGUUGUAUGUGGUGGGCUUAACGAUGAAUGUAAUUGGUACAGUGUUAACCGUGCAUCUUUUGUCAAAAUUCGAUAGACGAAUGCUUUGUUUAUGUUGUGUUGCGAGCAGCUCAUUAGCAUGUCUGCUGAAAUUCUCCGAUAAUUAUCUCGUUCUUCUCAUCGGUCGAUUACUUGACGGCCUGUCGGCAGCUCUCAUCACCGCACCUUUUCAACAAUGGUAUGGUCAUGAGCAUGUGAUGUCAUUUGAUUUUCCUAAAGAAUGGCUUGCGUCAACAUUCGCAUUGCUCUCUCUCAUAGCUGGAUUUCUGUCUGUGUUAGCCGGUUUUAUCGCAGAAUUUGCUGAGAGUAUAUCCUCAAUAACAGCAUUUCCAUUCUUCUUUGCAAUACUCUUUCAGCUUGCUGGUGGUUGCUAUAUAAUGUGUGUUUGGCCAGCAAAUAGAAUUGAACCUGAACAUCGUAUACCAAUCAGAGAGCAGUUCAUCAGUGCAGUUACUAUUUUCAAGAAGAAACCGGUGAUUUUAGUAUUGUGCGCUGUGCAUACGCUUUUCGAAUCAACUUUACUUAUAUUCAUUUUUGUUUGGACGCCACUCUUUUUACAUUCAAAAGCAAUUCUCCAUCAGCGUAUCAGUUACGGUGUGAUUUAUGCAGCGUUCAUGAGUUGUGCUCUAUUGGGUGGAAUAUUCUCUCGUCACUAUCACAAACGCUUGCAACCGACUCAGAUCCUAUUUGCGUCAUCGAGUGUGUGUUUGAUUACACUCGUGCUCUCGGUUUGCAUCAUACCAUCAACACCCACCGAAUGGACCAAAUCGCUGUUCAACGCGCUUCUUCUGCUGUUCUGUUUAUUCGAAUUUGCAGUUGGUUCAUACGUACCAGCAAUGAACAAAUUACAGAUUGAUUUGCUGCCAGCCGAGCAUCGCCAGUCAUUAUUAGCGUUGCUGAGAAUACCACUGACUGUGAUUUCAAGUUGUGGAAUGUUAUUCUUGCAUUCUGGUAAUACGGACUGGCAAAUAGUCUCGAUGGGUUGCGUGCUACUUUCAUUAACAACUCUUUGUGCACUGCUCUUACAUAUGAUCAUCUCACAAAACAACCCACAACAAAUUAAUGAUCAUUUUGUUCUGACACUGAACACGAAUGUAUAUGAUGACUCACAAGAAGAUGAAGACAACCUACCUCAGGGUCUAACGAUCAGUUAA
Molecule: messenger RNA, 1560 nt
Organism: Anisakis simplex (herring worm)
Lineage: Eukaryota; Metazoa; Nematoda; Chromadorea; Rhabditida; Anisakidae
Source: the annotation of a GenBank genome assembly